Molecule: messenger RNA, 4018 nt
Organism: Pezoporus occidentalis (night parrot)
Lineage: Eukaryota; Metazoa; Chordata; Aves; Psittaciformes; Psittacidae
Gene: IL13RA1
Product: interleukin 13 receptor subunit alpha 1
Exons: 10
Coding region: 112-1374 (420 amino acids)
Biological process (GO): cytokine-mediated signaling pathway
Cellular component (GO): external side of plasma membrane
Molecular function (GO): cytokine receptor activity; protein binding
Source: RefSeq, a predicted model, not a curated record
GGUCCCGCCCGGCUCGCGUUACCUGGGCGGGCCGCUGCCCGGCUCUUCCCGUCUAGCCCGGCCCCCGCGACGGGAAGUGGGAGCGAGGGACCGAGCUCGGACGCCGGAGCCAUGGAUCUCGCCGCAGCCCCGGUGCGGGGACGGCUCCUGCUCGCCGUCUGCUGGGUGCUCGCCGGGAGCCCGGCGGCAGGAGCGAAUGUUCUCCCACCUCCAUCCAACCUGGAAUACUCAUUUAUCCAAAUCUGCACCCUGAACUGGACGUGGAACCCCCCGGAGAGCGUCAGCAGUGACUGUGACCUGGAGUAUUCCAGCGACAUCGUGAUUGAUGAGGUCCCUCAGGACAACAGAAAGUGGAGUAAGAGCCGCUUCCGCGUGACGGAUACGUUCCUGAAUGAGGAAAUGCGCUUCAAAGUGAGAAGUGAAUGCAAGAACGCCAACACCAGCGAGCCCAGCCGGUGGGUGGAGGCCUCUCUCCUGCCAGAAGGUAUUCCAGGUACUGCUGCUGUCGACUUGAGCUGCGUUUGGCACAAUUUGGAGUACAUGGUUUGUACGUGGCGUCCUGGGAGAAACGCAAGCGAUGCGACCAAUUAUAUGUUGUUCUACUGGUUUGAUGGUAUGAAGAAGCAUAAGAAGUGCAGCAACUCUUCUGUGCACCAAGGAGUCUUUGGAUGCGUUUUCAAUCUUAGCUUCCCGAAAGUGACCAAUACUUACCCAGCUGUAAGGAUUCUGAUUAAAGAUGAGUCUGAAGAAAUUAGGCCUCUGUGUGCGAGUAAAAACCCCACCACCCUGGUAAAACCUGCUACCCCGAGACGAGUUACACUGUCCAAGGUGAAUGAUGAGAUAUAUGUGGAAUGGAGUGGAUCAGAGCCCUUCCCAGAAAACUGUUUGUUUUAUGAAGUUGAAUAUCACAAUGGUGACAUGGACAAUGCGCAGUUAAUCAAAGUUGAAAGUAAUUAUACCUCAAUACCUAGUGUUGAUCCUAACAGCAAGUACAUCUUCAAAGUGAGAGCAAAACCAAAGCCUGAGUGUUACAGCAGCAACUUCUAUAGUGACUGGAGUAAAGAGGAGAGCAUUGGCGAGAAGAUGGACUCUACGUUCUCCUUUGCUUUGAUAGUCACCAUUCCAGUAAUAGUAGCAGUCUCUACAAUAGUUCUACUGGUCUAUCUAAAAAGGCUGAAGAUACUGAUUCUUCCACCAAUUCCAGACCCUAGAGAAAUUCUUAAGCGCAUGUUCGGAGAGCAGAAUGAGGAUUCCCGGAGCUGUGCAAAGGAUGACCCUGUGAAUGCUUACGACCGGUUAAUAAAGGAAGAGGAAAUUCAUUCUUUGAUUUUAACAGAGCCUCCAGAGUGCACUAAUUCAGAAACAGAAAACUGAUAAACUCUGCUUUACCAGAGAAAGGUGAGGAAGCUCAUUCCUGCUCCUGUACCGCAGGUGCCAAUGAGGAUGUGAAGAGGCCUCCAAGACAUUCACCAACUUUCACCUUGCUGAGUCCUCUCUGAGCCUUGCUUUGAUGCUCAGAAGACACAUCACUAACAGUGGCCAUUCCUCCAUCUCUGCUAGAGAUACUCAUCUUGGAUCAUUCACGAUGAGCAUGUACAUACAUUUCAUGUGACUGCAUUGCAUCUCUCCUGGCUCCAGCCAGCUCUGCCCUGUUGCUUGUCGUUCGCACUGGUUUUGUGCCUCAGACUGGACUGUCAACGGUUUUUUUUGGAGCAAGAACUGUGACUUCUCAGAAGUAUUUGGCUCUGUUCUGCAGCAGAUGAGCUGGGGCUCGUUUACAGUGGGUGGCUCCUUAGUGCUGCUGUGGAACUGCUGCCAGGUGGGAUGCCAGAGCAUGGACACUUUGUGGAUGGCCUUUUCCAUGUGCACCAGGACACUUUCAGCAGGACAUUUAUGGACUGCCUUUCUUGUGCUUCUGGUUGAUGUGUGUCAGCAGUGGCCUGGCAAACCCCAUUAGAGAGUUGUUUUCUCUUUACCAAUGUGUGUGAAAAGCCUCACCACUUUCCAGCUGGCAUUCAGACUAUUCAUAGAGAAGGCUGCUUUUUGUCUUUUCAAGUACCUGUCCUCAGAUGUCUUCAUGGACUCCUUGCCUUGAUUAUACUUUCUUUAAAAUGAUGACUGUAACCUUUUCAUUUGUGUUGUGCAGUGGCAGGUAACUGCAUUGAGUCUCAGCAGACUCUGAUUCUACCUUGGCCACAUUGGCCUGAAAACAGCUGAUUUUUGGAAGCUAAGUCAUCCUGAGUCUGUGCAGCGUAAUUCCCAGGAUGGAUGCGUGAGUCUAAGGAGCUGUGGUCAGAUGAGCAAGUGCCAAACCAUAGAAACUGAACUAAUUCAAAGGCUUCAAGAGCCAUCCUCACUGCUGAGCUGGUGGAUGUGGGUGAAGAGGGGAUGACAGCCUUGGCCUGCUUUCUGAGGAAUAAGCUUUAUUCUUUCAUUAGUGAUGGGGCUGGGAUUCGAGCUUCCCCUCUAGGAGCUUAGCAAUUGAAAACCAGGUGCUGAUUUGACUUCCUAUCAAACCAAAUUUCUUCUGUGUUUUGCUGCAGCAGCUUGGUGACUUUAACGGUGAAUUGAUUUGAUCCUUUUGUGAUGGUUUUGUUUUGAGGUUGCUUUGCCCAGCAAAGCUCAACGGAUGUUCUCUGGCACAACAUCAACAGUUCUCUGCUGUGCAUUCUGAGCACUAGUAUUUACCCUGCACGGGUGUUAACAGCAGUACCUUGAUUGUGCUGGAGCAGAAAAUAAUGUCAUGGAGAGGAGGGGAUCCUUGGGCAGAAAGGGAUCCAUGCAGGCUGCCUGUGGUUAGUGUUCAGGAAUGUCUUGUUCUUCCCAGCUAGGUGCAGGCACGUUAGUCAUUGAUACAGUGGGUCUCAGCAGACUGGGAAGAGAUGUGCUCAGGAGUCUGCCAGGAGCAAGUUCCAUAACCAGUGACCUUUCAAAUUUCAGCCCUGUCCUCAAACUCCAUUCAGGCAGAAAUCUGGAGUGAAAUGUUAGAGCUUCAGAACACUUUGUUCUCCGAGAAGUAGAACGGAGCUUGCUUUUUAGCUGCACAUUUCCAUCCUUUGCCUUCCUGUGUAUUCCCUCCCUCUCAAGCCAAUUCUUUCUCCAGUCCCCACUUCUCAACUGUACAGUUUCAUCUACAUCUCUUGUCUGCCUCUCGUUACUGGUGGUAGAAAGGAGAGGAGAAAUGCAGCAGGACGAGCAGCCCCAUGAUAGCUUCAAUCUUUUGCCUACAACCAGGCUGAAAACCAAAGAAGUCUACAAAAAACUUGGUUCAUGAGACAAAUGAGAAUAAAGCCUCAGGGAUUUCAGUGAGCGAAAGCAAAACUCAGGUUGUACAACGCCAGCCAGCAGCACUGUCUGAUAACACAAAGGUAAAGGAAUAGCAUGGGGGAAAGGGUAAUUAAAUCCCUGUGCCAACUUCAUUCCCUCUCCCCCGCAACAGAGACUUCUCCAAUCUACCUCAUCUAGAAUCUUGCUCAUCAUAGAGCACUCACCAGAGAGGUAUGAUUUCAAGAUAAGUAAGCAUAACAGUGUAAUAUGAACUCUGUGGCUUUCAGUAUAGCAAUCUAGGAAGAUGAGCCUUGGUAUUCACCCUCCAUUCUGUUGACUUUUGUUUUGGGGCUUGUGGUAAAACCAAAGCUCAUUUGUUUGAAAACCAAAAAGGAACCCCGAAUUUAUAAAGCUAAAGGAGUGGAAAAACCAGAUUGGAGGUGUUGAGCAAGAGGAGGCCAUGGACGCAGAGGGUGGUUUAGAUCACUACAGCAAAAUGGUUUGGGUAAUGCUCUUUCAAAUAACAGGCACUGACACACUUCCUCGUGGAUGGAUUUCUUGAGCCUGCGUCUUGGCCUGUGAAGUGUCUGAGGGUAUUUUCACCCUCAGUGUGUCUUGUUUCUGGUUAGGGGGGUUUAUAGCUUGGCAUCUUCCAAGUUUUGCUGUCAUUUGUUCAUUCUUUGUUGCAGUUACUUGGUCUAGAAGCUUGUGUAAAGGCUGAAUAAAGAUGUUUGGAUGUUUUUCAAUAGAA